AUGCCAUCUUCAUCCGACAAAACCUUUGAACUAGCACCUGUUGAAAAUACAACAACCCAAGAGGACAAGCUGGAGGGUCAGGUUGUAGAUAUACAAACUAUUGCAGAAGAAGAAACUGGCGUUUUGUACAAUGACAGGUCCAAGUUGAAACAGGGCUUGAAAGAGCGCCACAUUAAAAUGUUGACGCUGGUAGGGGUUUUCGGUACUGGGCUUUUUUUGUCCUCGGGUGGUACCUUACGCAAGACAGGCCCCGCUGGAAUGUUCAUCGCUUACCUUGUCGUUGGUAUCGUUGUGGGUUGUAACCAAAUCGCCAUUGCAGAGGUGGCCUCGUUUAUGCCUGCCACUGGUGCGACCAUCAGACAUGCGGAGCAAUUCAUUGACGAAUCCGUCGGCUUUACGUUCGGCUGGAUCUCAACCUACUCCUCUUUAAUGCCAGGUGAGCUGUCUGCAACGGCUGUAGUUAUGAAAUACUGGACAAAUUUGAAUUCUGGUGUCUUCAUCACAAUCUUUGGCAUACUCUUUGUUUUGACCAAUAUUUACACAAUCCGGUUCUAUGGUGAAGUUGAAUACAUAUUUGGUUGGCUCAAAGUGCUUUUGAUUCUUAUUUUGAUCAUCACUGGCCUCGUGAUAGACUUGGGUGGCACCAAGGGCCAGGAGAGAUUGGGGUUUCACUACUGGAGAGAUCCAGGUCCAUUUGCUGAAUACCUAGUCGAUGGCAGCAUUGGCAAAUUUGUUGGAUUUUGGUCUGCGCUUUCUUCCGUCGUUUAUUCCUACAGCGGCAUUCAGAACAUCGCUAUCCUGGCGGGAGAAACGAAGAACAGUAGACACGCAAUAUUUCAUGGUGCGAAGAAUGUUUUUGUUCGCAUUAUUGCCUUGUACCUUGCAGCUGUUUUGAUUUUAACUAUGAUUGUUCCGUACAAUGAUAAACUAAUUGCCACUGGUACUGGUACAGCCAAGUCCAGUCCCUAUGUCAUUGCCAUGAACAGAGCUGGAAUCAAGGUUUUACCACACAUCAUCAAUGCGAUUAUAUUGACCUCAGCUUGGUCGGCCGGUAAUUUGGCCAUUGUCGAGGGCUCCCGUAACCUAUUUGCUCUCGCGACUAAAAAGCAGGCUCCACAAAUCUUCUUGAAAACGAACAAAAGGGGGAUACCAUGGGUUGGUAUCCUGUUCAUCUCUGCUUUUUUGCCCUUGGCCUACAUGUCCUGUUCAGAGUCUUCGUCAGAAGUCUUCGGCUGGUUUCAAGAACUGGUUUCUUCCAACACGCUUCUUCGCUGGAUUUUGAUUUCCGCGAACCAUAUUCACAUGGAUAGGGCACUGAAAGCUCAAGGAUACUCGAGAUCCGAUCUACCUCACCACACACCUAUCGCCCCCUACGCUGCCUGGUUCUCAGGUAUCAUGUCUGUUAUCUUUCUCUUGACUGGAGGAUUCUACAACUUUAUUCACGGACACUUCAACAUUGAGUCAUUCUUCACCAGAUACUUUAUUAUUCCACUGGCCAUUGGUUUGUUUACUUUCUGGAAACUUUUCAAAAAGACUAAGUAUCUGCGCCCGGAAGAGGUUGAUCUAAAGGCCAUUUUUGAAGAUAUCGCUCAGAACCCAGAACAUAUUCCGCCAAAAUACUCACUUCGUAAGAAAAUUGUUAGUGCAUGGAAAGAUCACAAGUCGCAAUAG
Molecule: messenger RNA, 1671 nt
Organism: Lachancea lanzarotensis
Lineage: Eukaryota; Fungi; Ascomycota; Saccharomycetes; Saccharomycetales; Saccharomycetaceae
Product: LALA0S06e00144g1_1
Exons: 1
Coding region: 1-1671 (556 amino acids)
Biological process (GO): amino acid transmembrane transport
Cellular component (GO): membrane
Molecular function (GO): amino acid transmembrane transporter activity
Source: RefSeq, a predicted model, not a curated record